AAGAGAAAAACCUGAGGGGGGUGGGGGGAGAGAGAGAGAAACCUGAGAGAGUGAGUAAGUUUGGAAAAGCCCUGAGAAAGAGAGAUUGUGAAAAAAAAACUUGAGAGAGAGAGAGAGAGUGGGUGUGGAAAAAAACCUGGGAGAGGGUGAGUGUGAAAAGACCCUGAGAGAGAGUGAGUGGGUGUGGAAAAAAAACCUGGGAGAGGGUGAGUGUGAAAAGACCCUGAGAGAGAGAGAGUGGGUGUGGAAAAAAACCUGGGAGAGGGUGAGUGUGAAAAGACCCUGAGAGAGAGAGAGAGUGGGUGUGGAAAAAAAACCUGGGAGAGGGUUAGUGUGAAAAGACCCUGAGAGAGAGUGAGUGGGUGUGGAAAAAAAACCUGGGAGAGGGUGAGUGUGAAAAGACCCUGAGAGAGAGUGAGUGGGUGUGGAAAAAAAACCUGGGAGAGGGUGAGUGUGAAAAGACCCUGAGAGAGAGAGAGUGGGAAAAACCUUGAGGGAGUGAAAAAAACCUAGAGAGAGAGAACGUAUGGAAAAACCCCAGAGAGAGAGAGUGAGUGUGAAAAAAAUGAGAAACCCAGAGAGAGAGAGUGAGUGAAAACUUGAGCGAGAGAAGCAAACCCAGAGAUAAUGAGAGAGUGAGUGUGGAAAAAAAAACUCAGAGAGAGUGAGUGAGCGUGAAAAAUCUCAGCGAAAGAGAGAGAGUGUGGGAUAUUCUGGGGAAAAAUAAAGAGACAGUCGAGAGGAAGAGAAAAAGAAAACACGGAGAGAGGAGAAAAACCCAGGAGGUAAAGAGUGGAAAGAGAGAUUGAGAAAAACAUUGGGGAGAAAGAGAAAAAAAACCAGGAUGGAGUGAAGUGAGAAAAAAAACCUGGAGAGAAAAAUACUGAGAGGAGUGAGAGAAAAUUACAGUGAAAGAGGGAGAAAACGAAAGUGUGAGAAACCCUGAGAGAGAAAGAAAACACCUCAGAGAAAGUGAAUGAGGAAGCCCGUAAUGGAGGGAAGGUGGGGUGGGUGGGGCUGGUGGAGAGAGAAUGAGAAACUAUGAAAAGACCCAGGAGGGAGAGAAUGAGAAAACCUGAAACAGAGAAAACCAGAAGAACCUCGCAGAAUGAAUUUCCUUAUUUCAGACACAGUGGAUUCACUGCAAAUUGAAGUGGAUGAAGAGCACUUCUUUGAGAAAGACUGUGAGCAAUCCUUGCUGAGUCCAGAAGACACAGAUGAAUCCGGAUUUUUUGAGGAUGUGAUUUCUGUCAGCAGUGGAAAAACUAAGCUUCCAGCAGGAACUGAGUCUCUGAUUGCCACCGAGAGUGACAUAGAUCUCACAGCUCAGCUUGUGCCCUCUGGUGGGUUCCAGAAUCACUCCUGUGUGACCACUCAUCCCAUCAGUGAAACUGAGCCACAAGCAGACUGCAAGUUCAAGUACACUUUCUCGUGUAGCCCCUGCAUUUACACAGAAGCUGUUCCGAUGCACUCAAUCCAAUCCAGUGACUACAGAAUCCAUCACACACCCACUGGCCAUGACUGUUCAAAGACUCAAUAUGAGGAGACACCCAGUCGAGGCACCAGCUUUGUCAAGACCUUAGCAUCCAGCACUGUCCCCUUCAGUUUAGGGACAAGUCCCAACCCAGGCCUGGUAAAAGGCAAUCUCAGUGCUGGGAAUGUGCAAGGCUCAGGAGGACAGUUAAAUGGGGUCAGACCUGACAACACCAUGGACGGUGGUGACAGGGCACUUGUGCAAGUGCCCACCUCUGAGACUGAGUCCAACCAGAAUGAAAACUUCACCAAAGAGCCUGAGAGGACUGGGAUUUUCCCCCAAGCUCCCAAGUAUGAAGAUUGGUUGGUGGGAGAAAAUGAGGAGGAAUUAUAUUGUGAAGCAGGUGAGUGCGAUGGAGUCGACCUGUACACAGAUCCAAGUAAAAUGAGGGACAAACCAGUUGGAGGAUCAGAGGAAGUUUGUAAAUCCCAGCAUUCACUGUCUGUGUUUUUUGGUGAAUUUGCCUGUCAAGAACAUGGCUAUGAUUUGAUGUCUCAAUCAAUAGCAGACGUGGUCCAACCAGACUUGCCUGACACAGCCAGCCCACUGAGAGAGUGCAGUGCUUCACAGCAAGAAGAGACCAUAAAGAGGAAGAAGAGUCGACGUCUCUGUUUGUCUGACCCGUUCAUCAAGAACUCCAUCGCAAUUGCCUCCAACAGGCUUAGGAGGGAACUCACCGCUCAAGUUUUGGAUGAGUUGAGACAAACAUUUAUUGAGGGCUUUUUGGAAAAUGGUCAGUUUUUUGACCUGUUGGAUUCAGGACUUGUCCUGUCAAACCAAGAGAAGGAAAACCUUGUGGACAGAGUGAUUGUUACCAUGCAAGAUGGAGCCCGGCUGGCACUGAGGCCAGCCAAACACGGAAGCAUCAGUUACUACUGGCCCUGUGUGGACUUUUAUGUUGUCCAACAAUUGGGGAGCAACUGGUUCAGAGUGAAGGACAAGACGACACGGCAACUUGUGAUGAUGAAAAAGGUAUCGGUUGUCUCAGACUGGCAGAAGAAACUCCAGAACUUCUUGAGAUUGCAGCCGGAUGUGACCGUGCUCAUACCUUACGCUGUGAUGUGUGACCGCACAGGAUCAAUACUUUAUUUAAUGCAGGAUAGAGCAGUGAUUGGAUUUGGAAGACCAAGAGAAAUUGCUUUUGACUACAGAAAGAUCUUCAAACAAUGCGUAAGGUUCCUGAAUUUUUGUUGGCGUUGUGGUCUUCAUCCUGGAGAUUUUAAUUCCAACAUUGCCUACAGCAGAGAGAAUAUUUACUUUGACCCUUCAAGUUUAACUGGACUGGAGGACCUAUAUACCUUUAACAAGAGUCUAAAGGCUGCCUACAGUCUGCUGUUGGAGAUUGGAUGCCAGGCACUUAAAACACAUACUGAUGCUCUUUAUGUGGAUCUCUCAUUUGAUUCAUUCCUGGAUAUAGUGUGGCAGAAUGGAGAGGAGCAACAUGCACUUCCUGAGAGACAUUGUCUGUUGCCAGUCUGCCCAGGGGUCCCCCAAGGUCCUCUCGAUGUCCAAGGAUUUGGCGACUGAGCAAGGAGGUUUGCCAACAUUCUGAACAUAAGUGGAAACAUUCUUCUGUGGCUAUGAGCAAGCAGACCACCAACCCUCUUCUAUUUUGUACAUUGACUUUACGAUCGGAUUUCCAGGUCAAAUCACCCCAUGUGAACAUUUGCAAUUGUACCAAGAGAACCUGCUGUUCUCGCACACACCGCACCUGUUUACUCCUGGGAUCACCUAAGAAUCCAAUCUUGGUCCCUUCCUUUUCUCCCAUUUGUAUGUUGCAGCUCCAGUGAAGACACAUGAUAUAUGUCCUCUGUGUACACUGAAGAUUCGUGGCUCUAUCUUCCUACCCUGUCACUCUUAACCAUCUCCACUGCCUUUGUGACAAAGUAUCUAGCCUUAGGCUCACCAUUUGUGAGAUAUUUCUGCAGAUUCUGAUUUACUCACCUGAACUCUCACCCACAUUUUUGAUGUCCAUUACUCACUUUCAUCUGGUCCCACCAUCCUCCUCAACUUCCAUAAGUCCAAGGGAUACAGAUUUGAAACAGUAUGGCAGUUAAGUGAUUUAACCAUCCAUUGUCAGAAAUAGCUUGACCACUUUAAAACAUACCCAGCUGUCCACACAUCUGCACAAACUGCUCAUUGUUCCAGGUUCACCCUAGCAAUAUGCAAAAAUAACUCCUGGAUUAUUUACAGUAAUCUGCCUGUUUAAAUCUCUUAUUUCUGAUCCCCACUUCAACCUCACCCUGACCCCACCAGCCUCUCCUCCAAUAACAAGUGUGAAGAGCUCAUGGAGUUUUUUUGUCACUAAGAUUGAGACAGUCCCCUCGCCUGUCUCUGCUGUGUCACUCCCUCCCACUCACCCUCCUGACCAAACACCCUUCAAUUCAUCCCCACCCCCAACUCCGCCCUGACCUCACAUCUUUCUCUAGUUUACCUGUUCUCACCUUCUCUGAGUUCAACCUGUCCAUUAGACCCAUCUUAUGUUCCCUUCACCUUCUUCCCACUGAACACUGCCUGACUUCCCCUUGUAACCUCCAUGUUUCCCGAUAUUGUAAACAAUUCUCUCUGUUCAGGUGUUGUCACUCUCUCUUUUUAACCCGCCGACAUCACCCUCUCCUCACAAAACCAACCCUUGACUGUUUCUGUUUGCAAACUAGUGCCCCACCUUCAACUUCGUAUUCAUCACCAAGGUCCUUAAACAUGUUGCUACCCCCCAAAUCGUUCUCAUCUUUCCAGGAAUCCAAUCUUUGAAUCCCUCCAAUCAGGUUUAUUCCAUUGCGACAGUACUGAAAUGCCGUUUAUCAAACUCACCAAUGACAUUCUGCGUGUUGUGACUGUCGUAGACUUGUCCUCCUGACACAGUGACCACACAGUCCUCCUCCAACACCUCCCCACUAUCAUCUGGCUGGGAGGGAGUGCUGUCACCCGUUUCCAUUCUUAACUGAUCCUAGCAGAGAAUCACUUGCAAUGGCCUGUCUUUUGCUCCUUCUACCUCUGAUCUUUGCCAAGGAUUUAUUCUCUCAUAGUUUUGAUUUACGCUGUCUCUCUUUGACAAUAUCUAUAUGAACAACACUACUUUUCACAUGUAAGCUGAAAACAGCUGACUCUACUUCAAAAUCACCUCUUUUUACUUCUCCGUUGUUGCUAAAUUAUCAGAUUGCUUUUUAAAAUUGUUUUUCAAGGGCAAUGGACAUCACUGGCUAAGCCAGAAUUUGUUGCUCUUCCCAAAGACCAAAAGCUUCAGGAUGAAUAGAAAUUUCCUUCAAAUGAAUAUUGGAAAGACUUGGGUUGUAACUCCAAACUCCAAACUCCAAUCCCGAACUACUGAUUUCAUCCCUUUCUCAAGUUAGAGUCUGAGAUUAUGUCAUUUCAUUCAUAACAUUGCUACCACAUGUUGCAACUCAUCAGAUGCUGAAAAAAUCUCAUGUUCAUAUGCAAGAACUGGACAGUAUCCAGGCGUGGACCAAUAAGUGGCAAGCAACAGUUACAUCAUACAAGCACCAGGCAGUGACAAUCUUCAACAAGAGAGAGUAAACACCCUGUCGGGUUCCAUUGACUGGAACCUGAAGUGGACUAGCCAUAUAAAUACUUUGUGUAUGCACACAAUUCAGAGGCUAGGGAUUCUGUAGUGAUUACCUGAAUUCCUGAUUUCCCCAAAGCCUGUCCACUGUUUACAAAGCACAAAUCAGGACUGUCCACUUGCCUGAUGAGUGCAGUUCCAACAACGCUCAUGAAUCCUCACAAUAAAUCAGCUCACUUGAUUGGCAUCACAUGCACCAACAUUCACACCCUCCACCACUAAUGCAUUGGGGUAGCAAUGUGUACCAUCUAUAAGAUGCACUGCAGUAACUCAUGAAGACUCCUUUGACAAUUCCUUCCAAUCAGUGACCUGCAUCACCUAGAAGGACAAGACCGGCAGAUAUAUGGGAACACUACCCAUGCCAAGUUCUCUCCCAAACUACACACCAUCCUGACUUGGAAAUGUGUCACUGUUACUUUAGUAUCACUGGGUCAAAAAUUCAGAACUCCUUCCUGAACAGCAUUGUGGUUAUCCCUUCUCCACAUGGUUGGCUGUGAUUGAAGAAGGCAGUUCCCACCGUUUUCUCAAGGGUAAUUAAGAAUGGCCGAUAAAUACCAAUCUUGCCAGCAACAUCCAUGUCCUGUGAAAGAAUAAGCAGAAACAUUUGACCCUGACAUGAACUCUGAAACUUGUAUUUGGGCCAUCACACACUGCCUUUUUCCACCUCCACAAUAUUGUCCAGUUUUGCCCCUGUCUCACUUCAUCUGUGUCUGAAACUCUCAUUCACACCCACCUCCACACGCAAGCAUUCUAAUUCAAGCGCCUUCGCUGCACUCGAUCUGUUACAACCCUGCACCCACUGGACUACGGUGGUUCCCAGUCAAAGCAACAACUUGAUUUUAAAAUUCUCAUCCUUAUUUUUAUAUCAUUUCAUGGCCACAUCUUUCCCUAUUUCUGGAAUUUCCUCCAGUCUCAGAACCCUGUGUGCACCUCCAAUUUCGGUCUCCAUUGAGCAUACCCACUUUUAUUCACUCCAAGAUAUGUGGCUAUGUCUUCAGUUUCCUGGGACUGAAGUUCUUGAAUUCUCUCUACACCUCUUUGCCUCUCUCUUUCCUUCAAGACACCUCUUAAAACCCACUUUUUUCGCUGAGCUUUUGAUUGCUGACAAUAUUUCUUUAUGUGGCUCAGUGUCAUAAUUUGUUUCAUAAUGCUCCUUUGAAACACAAUGAGGUAAUUUUAUUACGUUUAUGGUGCUAUAUAAAUAUAUGAUAUAAACCAUUGGACACCAUUGAAUCUUAUUGCACUGAAGGAGAUCAUUCAAUCUAUCAUGGUUGUGCUAUCCCAUUUUUCCCUUUCCCCUAUGUUUUUUACAUUGUGUUUACAAAUAUUUUCCCUUCAACUAUUUCUCCGGUUCCUUUCUGAAAGUUAUUACAGAAUCUGCUUCCACUGCGCUUUAAGGCAGUUCGUUCUGGAUCAAAGAGUAUUUCCUUGUCUUCACUCUCCUCUUUUAGCUGAACACCGUCAAUCUGAUCACCAAACCACCUGCCGCCAGGAACAGUUUCUCCUUAGUUAAUGUGUCAAACACCUGCCAUAAUUUUGAUUAUCUGAAUUAAAUCUCUUGGAUCAGCUCCAGUUUCUUCCAUGUAGAAUGGCUCAGUGUCUUUCUUCCUGUGACCUGAAAUCUUUAUGCACCUUCUCUUCAUUUGCUUCACAGUUAGCAGAUGUACUUUUAGCUGCCUCUGCCAUAUUCUCUGGAAGUCCAUCCCUAAACUUUGUCUCCUGCUUUGACUUCUUUUAAGAUGCUGUUAAAAGCUGAUCUUUUGGACUGAGCUUUGAGUACCACUCUCUGAGUGUAACCUAGUUUCCAUUUUUGAGAAUGAACCUUUUUGAAGCAUCUUCGGAUGGUUUUCUCUGUUGAAGGUUGUAUAUAAGUGCACCUUGCUCAUCUAGCCUGAUCCUACAGGCCUGUAAUUUACUCCUUCAUUGCCAAAUGGUGCUGCGUCAGCUGCUUUGUUGGGUGACAGUCUUAACUCUGACUUCAAGUGCUUUGAGCUGGGUUCUAAACUUUGCGUAUUCAAAGUCAACACUCUCAUUAUAUAGGUGAGAGAGUAUUGUAUGCUUAGACAGUUACUGCUGUGGGAGUGCUGCACUGUUGGACUUGUCAUCUCAGACAUUAAACUGCUAUUCAAUGAAGGUUUAAGGCAUUAACGGGAAGAAAAUAUGAUUUUUAAUAACGAAAUAGACAUUCGCCUGAAGCUGUCUUAAAAAUGUUUAAGUUGAAUUGUGAUAAGAGCUUUGAAAUCAUGUCAAGUUCUUCAAUAAAAAUU
Stegostoma tigrinum is the source of this 7381-nucleotide messenger RNA. RefSeq lists its product as uncharacterized. The coding region runs from base 1109 to 3061 and encodes 650 amino acids. NCBI's taxonomy places the organism in Eukaryota, Metazoa, Chordata, Chondrichthyes, Orectolobiformes, Stegostomatidae. The transcript has 9 exons. The record is from RefSeq and is a predicted model, not a curated record.